Oncorhynchus masou masou (cherry salmon) is the source of this 1542-nucleotide messenger RNA. RefSeq lists its product as uncharacterized. The coding region runs from base 235 to 1542 and encodes 435 amino acids. NCBI's taxonomy places the organism in Eukaryota, Metazoa, Chordata, Actinopteri, Salmoniformes, Salmonidae. The transcript is spliced from 6 exons. The record is from RefSeq and is a predicted model, not a curated record.
GCUACUGAUUUGACCAGCGUGGUGGUGUGCUAGCAAACAUAAAACCGAUUCAUUGAAGCGUUUUAGACCAAUUUGUUGUAUAUUACUCUUAGUGUUUUGACCAUACUUUUGUUUACCUAUCUACUAGCUAAUUUCAACGUAAUUUGCUUGUGAAAUUAGCAACAUUGAUACAGCAUUUGGCUAAUCUCCCGGAGCAUAAACUCACUAAGCAAGACGGAGAAAGAAGCUUUCAGAAUGAAAAAGGAGAAAGAUGCCAUAACAUUGAAAGAAGUGACUGUAGUGAAAAAAGAGGAAGAACAUUUUGGAAUGAAAGAGGAGGCUACCUCAGUAAAAGAGAAGAACGACGUUUGGGGAGUGAAAAAGGAGGCGGAGGAGACUGAACAUCUGAUUACCACCAGAGAGGGACAUGACUAUUGUGGAUCCUCUGGGGAGCCUCAACAACAUCCUGAUGCUGACGAAGUAGAGAAGAGUCUCUCCAGAUCAGAACACCAGAUGGACAACGCUAGCCCUUCCUCCCUCCCGGAGUCCCUGUGUCGUGCCUCUCCCGGUAGCACCUUACUGCUGGGUAUGAAGAGGUUGUCUGUGCUGCUGGUGGACUGCAGGAGAACAACGGGGCUGAGUGGAACUGUGAGAGGAGGAGAAGAGAAGAAAGGAUCAGCUUUGACUCAUCAAAGAGGAAAACCAAACUUGGAGGAACCAGAGACGUCCAAACCAGCAAGACGACACCUCUGCUCCCAGAUUGGAAAGAGUUUUACCAGGUUAGGAAGCCUGAACAGACAUGAGGGGACACACACUGGAGAUGGGGAAAGUGACACAGAAUUACUACAGGACGAAGACGAGUCACUGAGCGAACACAGCUUUGACUCCCAGACGGAAGAUAUGUUUCUACACGGCGAGGACGUCGUUUUGGACUGUGCCAGGGACUCGGAUGAACAAUGGGACCCCACAAUGUCAAGGUGUCCAUCCCCCACUAAUUCAGACGCUGAAGCUGGUUCAUCCAGCUGGACCCCUGCUGCCUCCGGCUCCACCCCUUCCCCCGCCCGGCCAUCUAGAGGUGUGAAGAGACCAGCCCAGAAGCAGAGGAGGGCCAGUGAACCAGCGACAACUACCACCGAGGCAGAGGACCGUUGGCACACUGUGCUAGAAGAUGAUGUGGAGCCACUUCCACCAACAUUUAGACCGAGAAGGCAGCCGGGACCUCAGCUGGACAUGACUGCAGAGUACAGCCCCCGGCAUCUUUUCCAGAUUGACCCACAAGUUGACGACGACAACGACAAGAAGAGAGGCACAGCAAGCUUUGACAGGCUCUGCAAAAUCAAACCUCUCUACUCCAGCAUGGUUGAGGCCUGCAAGACCCAUUUUCAGCCCAGCCAGAACCUGUCCAUAGAUGAGAGGAUGGUAGCCUCAGAGGCCGGAGAUGGCCUCAGACAACGUAUGUGUAACAAGCUGUGUGGCUACAAACUCUUUGUUUUGGCCGAUUCUGCGUGUGCCUACACUUGGAAUUUGUUUGUUUGUGAGGGGAAAGCAGUUUUGCGACGGUAA